Arctia plantaginis is the source of this 597-nucleotide messenger RNA. The record is from the annotation of a GenBank genome assembly. NCBI's taxonomy places the organism in Eukaryota, Metazoa, Arthropoda, Insecta, Lepidoptera, Erebidae.
AUGGCUGAUAAAAAAAAAGAUGAGCCUGAAGGAGAAGAAGAAUUCUCAGUUGAGAAGGUAUUAGACAGGCGUGUCAGAAAUAACAAGGUUGAAUAUUACUUGAAAUGGAAAGGAUAUAGUGAUGAGGACAACACUUGGGAGCCUGAGGAGAAUCUUGACUGUCCAGAUCUCAUUCAAGCUUUUGAAGAGGCCAGAAAAAAGAAAGAAGCAGAGGGGAAAACAGUAAAGGUGGACAAGGAUCUUAAGAAACGUAAAUCUUCAGCAGCAACGCCAGAUCUAAAAGGGGCUAAAAAAGCUAAAACCGAUGACAAGAAAGCUUCAGGAUUUGAUCGUGGCCUAGAACCAGAAAAAAUUAUUGGAGCAACCGACAGCAGUGGCUCACGUGGCACACGCCUGCACCCGAUGAAGCUGGCAAUGAUGACUAGAAAUGGUAAUCCAGUUCCACAUGAGUUGUCUUCGCAAUCUGAUAAUUACAAUUUUAUGAUAAGAAAGGAAAAUACGGUUUUCCUAAUCAUUUUGUUCAUUAAAAACUCGUUCAUUCAAGCAAAAUUCCAUUUAUUAGACAAGUGUAACAUAGUACUUAGGGUUAUGCUGUAG